UGAGCAUUGAAAGUUGAGUUUGAGUGGUGACGAUGGCUGAGAAACAGCACAAGCUCCUGAUCGCGAAUCGCGGCGAGAUCGCAUACAGGAUUCUUCGCACGGCGAAGCGUUUGGGCAUACCAACUGUCGGAAUCUACACUUCGGUAGACGCUGUUGCGCCGCAUGUGCUGGAAGCUGACGAGUCGUCACCUGUCGGAAAUACUGCCGACGGAGAGGGGGCUGAUCCGCAUGGCUACCUGGAUGGCGACGCUAUCAUCGAAAUCGCUAAGAGGCAUGGAGCCACGCUCAUUGCUCCUGGAUAUGGCUUCCUCAGUGAGAACGAAGAUUUCGCACGGAAAUGUGCCGCGGCAGGGUUGAUCUUCCUCGGGCCGACCCCGGAGCUCAUUCGCCAAAUGGGCCUUAAGCACGAAGCGCGGAAGCUCGCUGUCGAAGCUGGAGUUCCGGUGGUCCCGGGAAGUGAGCUUCUCACAGAUGAGGAGGAAGCGGUCAAAUUCGCAAAUAAGCUGGGCUAUCCUGUUAUGCUUAAGGCAACGGCGGGCGGAGGAGGGAUGGGUCUGCAGGUCUGCAACAAUGAUCAAGAGCUGCGCCAUAAGUACGAAGCAACCCAGAGCAGGAGCAUGACGCUUUUUAAAGACGGUGGUGUCUUCCUGGAGAGAUACUUCCCUCACAGCAGGCACAUUGAAGUUCAGGUGUUUGGAAACGGGAAACAUGUCAUUCACAUUGGCGAGCGGGAAUGUUCGGUGCAGAGACGGCACCAGAAGGUGAUCGAGGAGACGCCUUCACCAUUCAUGCUCCGUCACCCAGACACACGGCACAAACUCUGCGAUGCGGCUGUUCGACUCGCGAACCUCAUCGGAUACAAGUCAGCGGGAACCAUCGAAAUGCUUGUGGACGAUGACACUGGAGAGUUCUUCUUCCUCGAAAUGAACACCAGGCUUCAGGUCGAACAUGCUAUAACCGAAGCAGUCAACCCCGGUCUGGAUAUUGUCGAGCUUAUGAUUCGACAAGGGAUUGAAGAGUCCAAAGGGGGACGACUGUCAGAGAAGGAGCUACACCAGGAGAGAUAUGUUAACCUUCCUAAACUUCACGCUUUCGAGGCUCGCGUGUAUCUUGAGAAUCCCACUGCAAACUUCCAACCCUCUCCUGGUCUGCUUCAGCACGUGGCCUGGCCAGCUCCGCACCCUUGGUUGCGAAUAGAUACGUGGGUGGAGACUGGCACCAAGGUCUCUCCAUACUACGACCCUCUGGUCUGCAAGAUCAUUGUGACGGGCCAUGACCGAAACCAAGCGAUCCGACACAUGCUAAAGGCACUGCAUGACAGCCAGCUGUUUGGCCCUACUUCAAACAUGGAUUAUCUCCAUGCAAUUUUCUCUUCCGAUGUGUUCAUCAAAGGAAAUGCCCUCACCUCAUUCCUGGCCAACUUUGACUACGUCCCGCAUGCAAUGGAUGUUUUAGUUGGGGGUCUGAGCACCACUGUGCAGGACUAUCCUGGCAGAUCGGUUGGGUUUGGUAUUCCACGCAGCGGGCCCAUGGACUCGCUUGCCUUUAGAGCUGCCAACCGCCUCGUGGGAAACGCUGACACUGUAGAAGGUUUAGAGAUCACUGUGAUGGGACCUCGCCUAAAAUUCCAUGUUGCUACCGUAGUCGCUGUGACAGGUGCUCCGACUAAAGUUACUGUGAACAAAGUGGUUGUGCCGAUGUGGUCUCGCAUAAUGGUUCCAGCUGGAGGCAUUCUUCAGAUUGGUACAUGUUCUGGAAAUGGGUUCCGCGUGUACUUGGCAGUCAGGGGGGGUUUCCCUAAUAUUCCACAAUAUCUGGGGAGCAAGAGCACGUUCGCCGCCUGUAGUAUCGGAGGAGUGCAGGGCCGCCCACUCGCUACUGGGGACCAAAUCGUGCUAGCUUCCAAUUGUGGCCCUUCAUCAAGCUCUGAAGCCCAAUAUCACGUCGACCCGAAGUGGAUUCCUGAAUAUCCCACAGACUGGAUUGUAUUUUGUGUUUCUGGUCCACAGGGCGAUGAGGGCUAUGUCACGCCGGAGGGUAUCGAUGCCUUUUAUGAAACCCAAUGGAAGAUCUCCACUUCGUCCAACCGUAUGGGACUUCGUCUCGAGGGAGCAAAGAUCAAAUGGUCUCGGGAGAAUGGCGGCCAGGGAGGCAGUCAUCCUAGCAAUAUUAUCGACAAUGGUUAUGCCAUGGGUUCGAUCAAUGUGAACGGUGAUACACCUGUCAUUCUCACCCAUGACGGUCCUUCCAUGGGCGGUUUCCUAUGCAUGUGCACUAUUGUCGAGGCUGAUCUGUGGAAAUUGGGCCAGCUUCGGCCCGGAAAUACCGUGCAAUUCCGUCGCAUCUCAUUAGAGGAUGCACGCGGCCUGAAUGAACAUUGUAAUACGUGGCUGGAUGCUGUGGAAGGGAAAACGCCUCUCAAGCCGCAGCGUGGAGCGCUGGACUAUGUACCUUCUCCCCAUUUCAGGUAUGAUCCCAAACUGGCAGUGUAUCCAGCGGAUGAAAGCACCGGCCGGCCCGAAGUUGUGUAUCGUCAGGCGGGAGAUGAAUACAUUUUGAUUGAAUUUGGGCCAUCAGAUCUCGACCUGUCUAUUCGUGCCCGUAUCCAUCUGUUCGAGCUCGAAAUCACCAAACAGAGUUGGCCAGCAGGUGCUAUACGAAGUCUGGCGCCGUGCAUUAGGAGUACAAUAGUCCACUUCGAUCCAGCUCUGAUUUCUCAGGAUGCACUUCUGGACCGGCUCAUUCUUGUGGAGAGAGCGCUUCCUGCGACGCUUGGUGACCAGACCUUCCCCAGCCGUGUUCUCCACAUGCCUAUUGUUCUCGAUGAUCCAUGGUGCCAGGCAUGCAUCGAUGAGUACAUGAGAACCACCCGGGAUAAGGCAACGUAUCUCCCUUCAAAUGUGAAGUAUCUGGCGGACAACAAUGGUCUUGAGGGCGGCUCGAAAGAAGCCCUUCAGCUCCUGAUCCAGUCUGAAUGGCUUCUUCUCGGCCUUGGCUUCUACCUGGCGUGUCCAUUCCUUGUGCCAAUCGACCCUCGUUGUCGCCUUAUUGGAGCAAAGAUGAACCCUUCAAGAACAGCGACACCAGAAGGUGCCGUGGGAAUUGCGGGUCUUGUGGCCGCGAUCUACCCGCUGGCCAGUCCAGGAGGGUAUCAACUGUUUGGUCGUACUCUAUCCACAUGGCGUACGUGGGGAACAGGGAAAGGGUUCUCCCGAGAGAAGCCGUGGAUUCUCGAGAUGUUCGACAGGAUCAAAUUCUAUCCAGUAACUGUGGAGGAGUAUGAGAAGCUGCAGAAGCAGGUUGCCGGUGGCACUCACGUGUUCGACGUGCGCGAGGGAGAAUUCUCGAUGAAGGAAUAUAACGCGUUUGUCGAAAGCAUACGACCAGAGAUAGAAGAGUUCAAGCGCAAACAAGCCGAAGGUGUGAAGAACACUGAGGAAAGGGAAGCGUUGAUCAUGCAUGAGUGGGAGGAGGAGAAAUCCAAGGCUGCACACUUGCACGAGGGGCACCAUGCGAGUGGUCAUUCCAAGGUGAACGAUCCGUUCAUCCCGUCGAGCAUGACCGCAACGUGCUUCAAGGUCAAGAUCCAGCCGGGAGAUAUCCUGCAAGACGCGGAUCAAGUCGUCGUCAUCCUGGAAGCGAUGAAGACCGAGAUCGGUGUUACGGUGGGGGAUGACUUUGUUGGCAAGAAAGUCAAGGCGGUCUUGGUGGAGCCGGGAGAUGCAGUCAGUUCGGGAGACCCUCUGGUGACGGUCGAAGAUGCUUAGGUAGACAAAGGGCAGAGCCGAAACGUGACCAGCGAUGUUC
Dacryopinax primogenitus is the source of this 3807-nucleotide messenger RNA. RefSeq names its product urea amidolyase. Gene Ontology annotation, molecular function: metal ion binding; ATP binding. The transcript has 26 exons. Lineage: Eukaryota; Fungi; Basidiomycota; Dacrymycetes; Dacrymycetales; Dacrymycetaceae. The coding region runs from base 33 to 3767 and encodes 1244 amino acids. The record is from RefSeq and is a predicted model, not a curated record.